Lonchura striata (white-rumped munia) is the source of this 1623-nucleotide messenger RNA. The record is from RefSeq and is a predicted model, not a curated record. NCBI's taxonomy places the organism in Eukaryota, Metazoa, Chordata, Aves, Passeriformes, Estrildidae.
AUGGCCAUCCAAGGCAAAGACACCUGUAAAUGUGGCAAGCAUCAGAAGACAUAUGGGAAGCAGUCUUUUAUCUCAUCUGGCCUGCCUGUGACAUCUCUGGUGCCAGUGACAUCACAAGGAACAUCACAGUCAGGGGCAGGUAUAAAUGGCAGCAGGAAGCUGCGCUGCCCCAGGGCAGCCUGGGUCAUAAUGGUCACACUAUUCCUCUUCUGGUUUGUGCAAUGCAUCCACUUUUACAUCAAUGUGUACCUGGCUGAGGGUCUCAACCAGCAGAGGACUCAGGUGCAGCAGGAGAUGGCCCACAGGACCCUGGAGCAGAGUGUCGGCUCCUGGGGAGCCGUGCUCAGCGCUGCUGCGCUGCAAGGCCUGUUCUGGGCCCUUGCUGGAGCCCUGGUGGUGCUCUUGGCACUCUACUGGUGGUUCAAGAAAGGGAUCCAUGAGAGGGACAACAGAAGGGUCUCAGACAGUGAGGAAAGUGAGGAAAGUGAGGAAGAAAAUCCUGCUCGGACGAAUAUGACCUGGAUCAUUUCAAAACGCUUCCAGCUGUCAGUGCCGAAGCUGGCUGCUAAGAGACAGGUGGUGCAGGAGCUGAUGAGUGACCUUCUCCAGGUCACCCAUAAUCUCUUUUCAGACAGCUUCUUCCCAGUGCUGGAACCAGCGAUUGGGGUGGGCAGUGCCUGUGAAGGAUGGAGUCCCCAUAAGGAGGAGGAUGUUGUCUACCGUAUGUUUGUGCCCCUGAAGCCGCCCCGUGGGCAUGCCUUCCACCUGGAGCCAGACUCCAUGGGGGAGGUGCCACAAAGGAGGAUGCGCAUCCGCGUGGAGCUGGUGUGCACUUGCACCAGGAAGCAGCCUGACCAGAACGUGCUGUGCUUCCUCCACGACUCCGAGGAGGAGUUGAAGAGAAAUCAGGCAGCCAGCCUUCUACACACCCUCUGCACUGGCCCUUACCUAGAUGGGGAGAAAAUUGCCCUCUGGUUCCAGACGUUUGUGAUCUCAGCCUGGUCGAUGGUGCCUCAGUCCCAUCACUACAGCAUGAAGGUGCUUCCCUCCUGCCGCUCCUGCAAGAUGAAGCUGAUGAAAGCCUCUGGGAGAAGCCUUUUCGUGGAGACAGUAUUUGGUGUGCAGCAAGGUGACUCGGACAUCUUCCUGAGCAGCCAGCCUACAGAGGCCCAAAUCCCCCCAAGCACGACAUGGCUGGAGAGCUAUGCUGUGGCAGAGGCAAAGUUCUUCAGGCAUGUCGCCAUGCAGGCCCCAGCCCACAGCUGCCACCUCAAAUGCCUGCGGCUCUGCGCUCGCCUUCUGAAGGACUCAGGCCUUUCUAUCUAUGCCUUGAAAACCACGGUCAUGCACCUCCUGACCUUGAUCCCUCUGUCAGAAUGGCAGCACAAGUACUUCCUGAUGCGGGUAGACGACAUCAUGUGCUACCUGCAGUGUUGCGUAGAGGAGAAACGCCUCAAGCACUUCUUCUUUGACAACGAGGACAUGCCCAAGGAGAUCUCCUUGCCCCCAGCCUUCCAUGAGGCACAGCCCCUGAACCUCUUUCAGCACCUGGCACAGGAUCCAGUUGCUCAGACUGAGGCAUUGAAGGAGCUUGAUGACCUGCAAUAUCACUUUGGGCUAUGA